Molecule: messenger RNA, 786 nt
Organism: Mizuhopecten yessoensis (Yesso scallop)
Lineage: Eukaryota; Metazoa; Mollusca; Bivalvia; Pectinida; Pectinidae
Product: keratin-associated protein 5-5-like
Exons: 5
Coding region: 89-529 (146 amino acids)
Molecular function (GO): metal ion binding
Source: RefSeq, a predicted model, not a curated record
AGAGUCACAUUUUACAUCUGGGUAUACGCUGAAGACCGAUCAAUAAAGUCGUUCUGUGAAGAUUUCUAAAUAUUCGAUUGAAGCCAAGAUGUCUACUGCCGCAGCCAAGUUUUGCACCAAAUGUCCAGGGGGUAAGUGCGGUUGCACCGGUGCGGAUUGCUGUACCGCCGACUGCAGAUGCUCAGGAUGUAAGGUCAACUGCGCGUGCUUUUCUGGGAAGAGUGCGACAUGUCCCGAUGGAGUUUGUCAGAUGGGAGUUGCAUGUGGAUGUGGCGACUCCUGCAAGUGCAGCGACGCAUGCACGUGUCCUAAUUGCAAGGCCGGAUGUAAAUGUGGAGGCGCCAACUUCGUGUGCUCCGAAAAUUGUCAGUCAGGGAAAUGCUGCGGAACCAAAGACUGCAAGUGCGACGGGGAGUGUGCAUGCCCAAAAUGCAGGUGCAACUGCGCAUCUGGGACUUGCACGUGCGGUGUGGGCUGUACUGGACCAAACACAUGCAAGUGUGGUGCAAGUUGCACGUGUAAAAAGUAAGCGAUGACGUCUUUGGAAAUCUGCAGACUGUGUUGGAUGGACUGUUCCAGUGUUUCUUCGCUGUUUGCGGAUAUUUUUCAAUUGAUAGCUGUUCAAGCUUGCUAUGUGUUACCCAAACACUUUGUGUGAUUAUUAUUGACAGCUCUCUCUAUUUACUGUUGAUUGUAUUAGUAGGUAGUAUUAUUCAAGUAUUGUUUUGUUUUUGUAUUAAGCUUUUUUAAAAUGCAAAUUUUUGCAAAUAAAUCAAGAUUUCUAUU